GUCGUAAAUCGUAACCUGUAUUCUGUGUUUGCAGAGGCACCAGCAGGCACCAGUGCUAGUCGUAAAGUGCAAUAUUUUUAUUCUUAUAUUCCAUACCUUUCUUGAUUAAUCGUUGGAAAAAUAAUUAAAAAGUAUGAAUGUUUAUAACAUAAAUUUAUUUUUUCGUCGUCUUGUACAUUAUCACAUAAAGAUCUGAAACCGACUUGCAGUUUUCCAUUUGUUGAAUAAAUUAAUUUCGUAGUAUUGCGUAAAUAAUUAUUGAUUUUUACUGUCGCAUUUUAAUUACAACAAAAUGACGACGAUAUUAAGAGUCAAAAGACGUAAUUCAGAUGAACCACUGGAUGCCUUGAUAAUAGCUUGUAAGAAAAGAAAGGUUGAUGAUGAAGCUGCUAAAGUUACGGAUCCUAAAGAGCCUUUGAAAACUGUUGUAAAAUUUGCUGGCACUGUGCAAAAUCAGGAAGUAAAUGCUGCGAAAGAAAUUGCAAAGACACUCACAACUAGUCAGCUCAAAGCUAACUACAAACAACACUCAGUUGACGUUCUGAAUAAAACCCGGACACAAAAACAAGAGGAUUCGCGAGAAAAUCGUUACAAAUUUGUCAAUUGCUUCCGGGAAAUAGAGUCAUCAGAUGCAGAUGGAAAAGAUAAUGAUCUCAGUAUGACUCUUAUAGAUGUCGAAGAUUCUGUUUCUUGCACUAAAAAAGCUGAGGAUACAGAUCUUUCGGAUUGUUCGCAGUUUGUUUUCGAUGUAUAUUGUGUCAUGGAAAAUACAAUAAAAUUAAUUGAUGAUUCCUUUACGAUUGAACCGUACAAUGAUGAGAUGGUGUUUGAUGAUAAGUACCGAGAAAAUGGCGAAUUCUCGGAAGACGAUUCGGAUGAUUCGAACUGUGAAUCUAAUUGGAAAAACGACUAUCCUGACUCAGAUGAUUACCACUCAGAUGGUUCGAUUGGUGUUGAAGAUAUGGAACAAGCUGUAAGUAGAAUGUGGUUGCAUGAUGGACAAUCUGAUCUGUCUGACGAUGAAUAUGAUAAUUAUAUUUACAAUUUGGACAAUUCCAAGUACACUGUUGAUGACAGUGAUAUUGAGCACUAUGGACUCGCGUAUGCUCAAUUUAAAGCGAAGUUGAAGAACAAAAAGAAUGAUGAUGACGAUGAAGAAAGUGAUGAUGAUAAUGAUGAUGACUGUGACAAUGAUAGUGAUGACAGUAAUUAUAGUGGUGUAUUCAUAUCAGAAAUUCACAGUGAUGAAGAAGGCCAUGAUGAUAAUGAUUAAGAAAUAAUUCAUAAUUUAUUAUCAUCAUUAUCGUUAUUCAUUAGGUAUAAUUUCCAUCAUUUAUUAAAUUGGGUUAUUUAUUUACUAAGUUUAGUAUGAUUUAUAAAUAUUAAUUACUUUUCUGUUUAAAAAAAAAUUUAAUUCAUACUGUUGAAAUAAAGCAUUUGGAAUUUUUUAUAAAUCAUUGUUUCUUCUUAAAUCGUUUAUGUAUUCACGGAAAAGAAAAUGCGGUAAAUCCAAUUACACUUGGAGUAGCAUUUACUACAGGAUGGACUAAAGUAUAUAUACGCUAUAAUUUGUUUACGGAUGAUUUUCAUGUGUUUCAAAUCCAACUCCAAGUGUGGUUGGAUUUACCGCACGUUUUUUUCCGUG
Cotesia glomerata is the source of this 1645-nucleotide messenger RNA. RefSeq names its product probable RNA polymerase II nuclear localization protein SLC7A6OS (gene fs(2)ltoPP43). The transcript has 4 exons. Gene Ontology annotation, biological process: developmental process. Lineage: Eukaryota; Metazoa; Arthropoda; Insecta; Hymenoptera; Braconidae. The record is from RefSeq and is a predicted model, not a curated record. The coding region runs from base 293 to 1273 and encodes 326 amino acids.